This is a messenger RNA of Vigna radiata var. radiata (mung bean), 1614 nucleotides long. RefSeq names its product peroxidase 16. The record is from RefSeq and is a predicted model, not a curated record. Gene Ontology annotation, molecular function: peroxidase activity; heme binding. Gene Ontology annotation, biological process: hydrogen peroxide catabolic process; response to oxidative stress. The coding region runs from base 440 to 1426 and encodes 328 amino acids. The transcript has 4 exons. Lineage: Eukaryota; Viridiplantae; Streptophyta; Magnoliopsida; Fabales; Fabaceae.
UUCUUUGAUCAUGGAACAUACAUUAAAUUUCAAUUCAUUAAUUCAUGCUCAUUUCCCAAAAUGUAUACAUUGCAUGAAGACUUUAUGAUCGGACGAUCAUUAUGCAAAACAUUUUCAUUUACUCACAAAAAUCUUCACGCUUGCAUGGUAUGAAAAUUAAACUAAAUUUUUAAGUCAUCUUAGCUUCAAUUACACUUAUUUCCACCCAUUUUUCGCCAUUGCAUGUGAAGUAUAUGGCCAGACUGUCCAUGAAACUGACUUUAGUUCUUCGUAUCCCUCAUUCUCCAAUUCCGAAUCCUUUUCAAUCUCAUCCCAUUUUUUUAUCAUUACAUGUGAUAUAUAAUACAUAUAUGUUUUUGUAUAUAUGGUAUAUACUACAAUGUGCAGCACAAGAAUGAAUUCAUAGCAGCAAAAAGUAAACAGAAGUGAAGAAGUAGUGAUGGGGGAUCAUAGCUUUCUUGUGAAUUUUUCAUCCUUGUUGGUUCUCAUAAUUUGUGCAGACACAAGCUUAGCUCAACUUACUCCUGGUUUCUACAGAAAGACAUGCCCCAAUGUGGAACGCUUGGUUCGUUCUGCUGUGGAGUUGAAGUUUCAGCAGACCUUUGUGACUGCUCCUGCUACUCUCAGACUCUUCUUCCAUGAUUGCUUUGUGAGGGGUUGUGAUGCUUCCAUUUUGCUUGCAUCUCCAAAUAAUAAGGCAGAGAAAGAUCACCCUGAUGACAUUUCUCUAGCUGGGGAUGGUUUUGACACAGUGGCUAAAGCCAAGGCAGCUGUUGAUAGUGUUCCUCAGUGCAGAAACAAAGUCUCUUGUGCUGAUAUACUUGCUCUGGCUACCAGAGAUGUUGUAAAUUUGGCUGGGGGACCAUUUUAUACAGUUGAAUUGGGAAGGCGUGAUGGGAGAAUAUCCACUAUUGCCAGUGUUCAACGUCGUCUUCCUCAUCCUCAUUUCAAUUUAGAUCAGCUAAAUUCCAUGUUUGCCUCCAAUGGCCUCACUCAGACAGAUAUGAUUGCCUUAUCAGGUGCACAUACUAUUGGAUUCUCUCACUGUGGUCACUUGUCAAAACGGAUAUACAAUUUCAGCCCCAGAAAAGGAAUUGACCCAACACUAAACUUACAAUAUGCCUUAAAACUUAGAGAGGCAUGUCCUCUGAGAGUUGAUUCUAGAAUUGCCAUAAACAUGGACCCUGUGACACCCCAAAAGUUUGAUAAUCAAUACUUCAAGAAUCUGCAGGAAGGAAAGGGUCUAUUCAGUUCUGAUCAGGUCCUGGCUACAGAUGAAAGAUCAAAGGGCACAGUCAACUUAUUUGCAUCAAGUCAACUAGCUUUUAACAAUGCUUUUGUUCAAGCUAUCACUAAGAUGGGAAGAAUAGGUGUCAUAACAGGAAGACAAGGGGAAAUAAGGUCUGAUUGUUUCAGGGUUAACUGAGAAACUCAAAUCAUGGUAUACUCUUUACAAAAACGUUUGUAAGAUGCUUCUAUCAUAUCCUAUGAUUUAGUGUUAAAUUAGUUUUUUGAAAGUUAAAUUUUAAUUUUAUGUAGGAUGUAAAUGUUUACUUCUUUCAUAUUAAAACUUUAAAUAAUUUUUUUUUUGUCUGCAUGAAUGAGUUCAUCAUU